AUGAAAUGGUUGAACAAGAAAGGAUUGUUCUCACUUCUGAUUACUUUGAUCGUUGUGAUCUUCCUGUCCUCUGCAACCGUGUCUGCUGCUCGACCAGAACGUGUUCGUACGACGCUUGCAAUUGGGACACGUUCCACGGCCGGACCAUUGGAGUCCAACUGGACAACCGAAGGAUUCCUGUUGAUUAAGGAUGGCACAGACAAAGCGCGUUAUGUGCACCCAUCCAACACACUUUUCAACCUUGGCCAUCCAAUCGCGUUGCGUUCACGGCAUCAUUACGGUAUCAGGCCCAACAUUACCGGACACCAGGCAUUCACCCUCAUCGACAUCACAGCCAAGUAUCUGCAGGAAUUAACAACAUCCGCUGAAUUGAUUCUCGGUCAUAGUGUCAACUUUGUUGGUAUCCUCUCGCCAGAUGGACAAAGCCUACGGACCACGACAAAGGAAAUCAUCGGUGAUGGGUUCAGAGGGAACUACACCUUGCUUGAGAGAGUUUAUGUUGGUAGAUACACUGAACGGAUAGUGAUUGAGUUGAGGGAGGUGAUGGAGAAAGCCUUAAAUGCUGCAGGACUGCAACGCCAAAAAAUCUCUUCCCACGUGUACAGGAAAGCCUCUGCCGCCAUCGGUUUCUUUGAUCAAGGCAUGGAGUACAGUCGAAACGUUCUUGUCUAUCGUCUCGGUGGCUCGACAUUCGAGGUCUCAGUCCAUGAAGUUGACGACGAUUCCAGUUACGCCAUGUCUUCCGUCUAUGAUCAACACCUGGGCGGAAACGAUUUCAAUCAACGCGUCGUCGACCAUUUACUCCUGGCCCACAAGAACAAGACCGGUCAUGACCUCUCCAGUGACGACAAGUUUCUCCUUCGACUGGGAAACGAAGUCGAAAAGGCCAAGCGAAUGCUCUCUGUCCACGACUGUGUUCGGAUCGAAAUCGAGUCCCUCCACCCUGGGGUUCAAAGUCUCUCCGAAAAGUUGACUCGGCCUCAGUUCGAGGAUCUCAAUAUGGAUCUCUUUACCAAGACCAUCACGGCGAUCGAUCAGGCUAUCAAGGACUCUGACGAGUAUACCAAGAAUGACAUCCAAGACAUCAUGUUCUCCGGUGGAUCUACCAAUAUCCCCUUCCUUCAGUCGACCAUCCGAGAGUAUUUUGGCCGCCAUAAGAGAUACCAUGGAUCGAAUCACCCUGAAACCACCGUCGUGUUUGGUGCGGCAAAACUUAGUCAUUGGUACCUGGACGAAAGGCGGUCUGGCGGCGGCGUGUGUUGCUUUAUGGAAAGUCCAGGAGCCUUUGGCAUCGAGACAGCCGGCGGAGUGAUGUUCAAAUUUGCGGCUCAGUACGCCGACGUAAAUACCAACAAGAUGUACACGUUUUCCACCGCGAUGGAUAAUCAGGACCGAGUGGUCGUCCGGGUCUUUAGUGGAGACGGAACACGGACGAGUCAGAAUAUAUUCCUAGGUGGAAUCGAGCUCACAGGCAUUGCGCCGGCUCCCAAGGGCGUUCCAGAGAUCCGUGUGAGACUUCGCGCUUACUAUUGUGGCAGUUCUAUCGAUCUGCAUGUCAUGGACGUGGCCUCUGGGAGGAUCAAUGAGACGACACUCUCACCCUUUAAGGACUAUGGGGAGGAGACCAUAUACGAGAUGUUGGAAGCAGGAGUCAUCUUCUUGGAUGUGAACGCGGAGGAGGCUGCCGGAAGAGUGUCUGUCCAAUCAGACGGCAAGUGCACAAUAUACACUCCUUACUCUUACAGCAAAAUCGAUCAUGGCUAUGCAGCCCUGAAUACCCUUCAAAAACUACAACAAGCACGGUCAACAGAUCCCAACACCUCACAACCACUGGCAACCUACAAACUUAUCGAGGACUCUAUGAAGGGGUAUGCCAGAAGUCUUGUGAGAGGUAUCCUUCGCACCGAGCAUGUUGAGAGGGAUGAAAACGGCGAACAGAUCUGUUCGGGCCGCGAUGUUUCAACAAACAGCAAUGCCACGAACUACUACACUGUUGCAGAGCAUAUUCGAUGCUUGCUCUAUGCUUGGCGCCAACCUGUCAACAGUCGCAGUAUUAUGAUUCGUGAGCACUUUGUACCGCCGGUACGACAUAGUGUGCUGUUGAGGAACGAGAAUGUGCGUUUCCUGGGUAUCUCCGACUGCUCGAUGGACACCUUUGUAAAGCAGCCCGGAGGAACUCAGGAGGUGGUGUCGUUAGUCUUUUCUAUGAGAAUAGGAAAGUCAAACACAACCGGAAAUGUUCAACUUGGCAAGGCUGUGCGACAUGCCGAUGUUCGUCGGUGCAGCGUUGGCGCAUUUGCCUUUUACAUGUUUGAGCGAUUUCAGGCAGAUAUCUCUGUUUUAUUAUUCUUCCUUGCCAGGGAUUCUAUCUGUGUGUAUCUUUCUUUUAUUGUCUACGGUGCUUGA
Linnemannia hyalina is the source of this 2406-nucleotide messenger RNA. Lineage: Eukaryota; Fungi; Mortierellomycota; Mortierellomycetes; Mortierellales; Mortierellaceae. The record is from the annotation of a GenBank genome assembly.